GAAGUAUCCAGCGAACUUGAGUCGCCUUCCUCGCUGGGCCCGCCGUUCCACCUGGAGGCUUUCGUUCCCGCACCCUCCUUUGUGUGUCUUCCUGUGGAGAGACGCCCCAGCCAAGCCACUGGUUCGGCCUGGGGGUUUACAACCACGUUACUUCUCAACUCCGGUGACAGACUUCGGAGUCCCCCAGGCCGGGCCCCCCAGGCCGGAGCCCGGCGUGCGCCGUUCCCCGCCGGGAUUGGCUGGCGCGGGCGGGUGGGCGAGCGGACGUCACACUGGGACGGUUCGUCGCGCUUGCCUCCCAACGGAGGAUUUCGUAGAAAAGGUUGAAAAGUGUUCUUCCUCCCGCAAAACCAGUGCGGGGGGGUGGAAACACGAAAUCCUUAUUGUGGAUAUAAGAAACUGCGUGGACCCUGGAAGUGAGCACGCUUUUGCGAUUUAAAGAGUUUGGCGCAUUGUUUUGAGGUGAAAAUGAGAAGUGCUUGUGGAAAGCUGGUUUGUCAUAACGGCUGAAAAGAACUUAAGAACAAAACCUUAAGAGUUUUGAGUAGUAACUCCACUGACACCUUUUUUUUUUCCUGAAUAACUCAUUUAUUUCCUGCGAAUCCCGCCCCCUCUGUCUCCGCGGCGCUAGGAGGCGGGCCCGGACCAGAAAGCAGACGCCCCUGCGGCCACCCCCCCACUUUCUUCCCGCGAGAUCCAGUGACACCUCUUUUAACUCCGGUCUUAAAACAGCUUUCGAAUAUCUCUGGAAACAUUUGAAUAAAUAUUUUAAAAGUUUAACAUACAUCCGUUAGGAACAAGAAAUAUCAAAAAAUUUGGUGAUCACCUUCAGAUCCUGUAUAUUUUGAAGUGGAUGUUUCUCAUGAAAAAUUAGAAAGCAUGUCAGAAGUGGAUGCCAUGAAUUUCACCAGUCUUUCUCAAGAUUUAACUCAUUCAAAUUCUCCCUUCUAUAUGGAAACCAGCAAUACUACUUCAGACUUGCCUCAGAAUGAAAUAAAGAAUGUAAAAAAGGAAAAUGAGUCUAAAGUCAGACGUUCUGAAGAAAUUUAUAGCACACUAGAUGAUGUGUUAGGUGAUGUCAACAGUGGAAAUUAUUCACAGGAUAUGCUAACUAGGCCAGUUGACACCAGCAUUUCUUCCUUCAGACAAUGUGAACCCAUUUUCACAUAUCAUCAGACAAAAGCAUGUAAUGAUAAAAUGCUAACAUUUCAAAAUCUGGUAAGCAACUUACCUUACACAGAGAAGCCAGAAUUGCAAAGUCACGUAUAUAAUUAUGCAAAAGACAACAAUAUUAAGGAAGAUUCAUUUAAAGAAGAAAAUCCAGUAGAAACUAGUACUUCCACAAAUGAAGACCAAUUUGCUCAUGAAUGUGUCUGGCAACCUCCUAGAAGCCCAUCUUUAAUCCACUGCAGUAGAGAGACACUGAAAUUCAUGGAAAUGCCACUGGUUGAAAAUACUGCCAAAGAAUCUACCCUCAACUCUUGUCAACCUGAAAACUUCUUGUGUAAGGAAUAUUUAUACAACGAUGUUGAAAAACCAUUUUAUCAAGAGGAUAGCUUUAACCUAUAUGAUCUGAGAGCUAAUUAUAAAACAAAGGAGGUUGCAGUUUCUUCAAAAGGGACACAGAAUUCUGGGGAGAUUCCUGAGAUGUCAGUCAGUCACCAAAAGGAAGUCACAGUGGAGGACAUGGAAAGUCCAGAGAUUGUGUCAACUCGUUCUCCUGCUGGCAUGUCUUGGAGUUGUGGAGCAUCUUGGGAGGACUGCAAAACACAUGACACAGAGCAAGACUUGGAGUGCUUACAACCUCUAGAAGAGGAUAUGGCUUUAAAUGAAGUCUUACAGAAAUUAAAACAUACUAACAAAAAACAGCAAACUCUGAUCCAAAACUUGCAGUGUACUAACAUGUAUUUAGAGAAGAAGGUUGAAGAACUACAGGUGAAGACUAACAAGCAGCAAGUGUUCGUUGGCAUCAUAAAUAAGCUAAAGGAGAAUAUCGAAGCAUUAAUUGAAGACAAAUACAGAGUAAUGCUAGAGAAGAAUGAAACUGACAAGACUUUGCAGAAUUUGCAUGAUGUUUUAACUAACACCCAAAAACAUCUUCAGGAAUCUAGGAAAGAAAAGGAAACCUUACAGGUAGAGCUUAAGAGGAUCAAGGGAAAUUAUGUUUGUUUACAGGAAAGGUGUAUAACUGAAAUACAAGAAAAAAACAAAAUUGUUAGUCAGUACACAGAGGUGAGCAAAGCCUUAAGUAAGAAAGAGGAAGAGGUGGAGAGGCUGCGGCAACUCAAAGGAGAAUUGGAAAAUGCCACCACUUCUGCUUUGGACUUAUUGAAAAGGGAAAAGGAGACCCGAGAACAAGAGUUCCUGUCUUUACAGGAAGAAUUUCAAAAACAUAAAAAGGAAAACUUGGAAGAAAGACAGAAACUGAAAUGUAGACUUGAGAAACUGGUAGCUCAAUUUAAAAAUGAGCAAUUCAUAUCUGAAAGUGAAAGGGCUAAGAAUACAAAACUUCAGCAGCAAAUCAACGAAGUAAAAAAUGAAAAUGCAAAACUUCAGCAGCAGGUUGCAAGGAGUGAGGAGCAAAAUUGUGUCCCUAAAUUUGAGAUAGCUCAGUUAAAGGAGCACUUGGAGGCAGUAAUGAAGUCAGAUAUUACAAAGGAUGCGAAGAUGAUACAUUCUAAUUGCUCACCUUGUGAAGAAGAGAGCCCAAAUCUCCCAGAUGUGCAAACAACUUCUCAACCGGCUUUCAAAAUUCACUAUCUUCUGGCUCUGAUGGCAAGAUUUCUCACAUGCCAGGAUAUCAGCAAUCCCGAUGCUGAACAUUUCAAAGAGAGUGAGAAAGUUAGUGAUACAAUGCUGCAAAAAUUGAAGAACUUUCAUCUUAAAAAGAAAAAUUUAGAUGAAGAGCUACAGAAACAUAAAGAAAGAAUUGCAACUUUUAGAGAGUUAAUUGCUAAUGAAAAAGCAUUUCAAGAUCAGGUUAUUAACGUUACAGACUUUGAUUCAAAUGAAACCAAGAAUGUCAGAGAUCCUACCUUAUUGGGAGCCAAACUGGAUAAGUACCACAGUCUAAAUGAAGAGCUUAAUAUCUUGAUUGCAAAAUUGGGAAAUCUUCUAGAGUCAAAAGAAGACCAUUGCACCAGACUCAUUGAAGAAAAUGACAAGUAUCAAAGACAUUUAGGCAACUUAAUAAAUAAGGUUACAUCAUAUGAAGAAAUCAUUGAAUGUGCUGACCAACGGCUCAAGAUAUCUCACUCCCAGAUUGCACAUUUAGAAGAGAGAAAUAAACAUUUGGAAGAUCUAUUUAGGAGGCCCAAAGACAUAGCCAGAAAACCAAGACCAAGAAGAUUAGAAAAUCAUCUAAAAUCCAUGACUGAGAUGCCAGAUAUUUCAGAAGGAAAUGGAAAUGAUUUAGAUUAAACAGGACUGAAGAGUAAACAUUAAUCAUUUUUUGUCAACCACUCCAGGAGCAGAGUCCUACUAAGCAUAGUACGCAGAUCAAUCCACACAAAUGAUACAUUAAAAUUGUAUAAAUGGUGAAAUUUUACAUUCCAAAAAAUGUGAUUAUUUUCUAAUUUCGUCCUGUAAACAAUCAAACAUAUUCUACUUUAAUAAAAACAGAUGAAUACAA
Messenger RNA from Eptesicus fuscus (big brown bat), 3631 nucleotides. RefSeq names its product cancer antigen 1 (gene CAGE1). The record is from RefSeq and is a predicted model, not a curated record. Bases 880 to 3420 code for a protein of 846 amino acids. The transcript is spliced from 14 exons. Lineage: Eukaryota; Metazoa; Chordata; Mammalia; Chiroptera; Vespertilionidae.